Triplophysa rosa is the source of this 4369-nucleotide messenger RNA. It is a transcript of the gene adam10a, whose product is annotated as ADAM metallopeptidase domain 10a. Gene Ontology annotation, biological process: membrane protein ectodomain proteolysis; Notch signaling pathway. The coding region runs from base 116 to 2398 and encodes 760 amino acids. The transcript has 16 exons. Lineage: Eukaryota; Metazoa; Chordata; Actinopteri; Cypriniformes; Nemacheilidae. Gene Ontology annotation, cellular component: synaptic membrane; plasma membrane. Gene Ontology annotation, molecular function: metalloendopeptidase activity involved in amyloid precursor protein catabolic process. The record is from RefSeq and is a predicted model, not a curated record.
CCAUACACAGACGCUCGCGCGCGCUCACGCACAGACAUUCUCGCUGAAUGCGACUGCGCCUUUAAGACCCGUAAAACUAACAGCCACUACCAGCCUCGGUGUCAAUGUGCGAGCGAUGAAUUUACUCGAUAUGGUUUUGUUUAAACUCUUGCUGUUGUUGUACUGUUUAAGCGACACCAAAGGUCAAAAUGGGAGAACCCUGAGUAAUUACAUUAAGCAUUACGAAGGCCUGUCCUACAAUACAAACAUCUUGCACAGCAAGCACCAGAGGGCUAAGAGAGCUGUGUCCCAUGAUGACCAGUUUGUUCACCUGGACUUCCACUCACACGGCAGGCAUUUUAACCUUCGGAUGAAGAGGGAUACCUCUUUAUUCUCACCUGAUCUCAAGGUGGAAGUUUCAGGAGAAGAGAUCCCCUACGACACUUCUCACAUUUACACCGGAGAAAUUUAUGGUGAGAAGGGCACUCUUACCCAUGGCUCUAUUGUGGAUGGGAAGUUCGAAGGUUUUAUUAAGAGCCAUCAUGGCACAUACUACAUCGAGCCCUCAGAGAGAUACCUCAAAGACCAGAGUGUGCCCUUCCACUCAGUCAUCUACCAUGAAGAUGACAUUGAUUAUCCUCAUAAGUACGGAGCAGAGGGUGGCUGUGCUGACCACUCUGUGUUUGAGAGGAUGAAGAAGUACCAGGCGUCUGCAGUGGAGGAGCCCAACCAGCAGCAGACGAAGCACGACGCUGACGAGGAGAGAGUCGACGGGCCGGUGAUCCUGAGGAGACGUCGUGCAGCACAGGCAGAGAAAAACACCUGUCAGCUUUUCAUCCAGACAGAUCACCUCUUCUACAAAUACUACAGCAGCCGGGAGGCGGUGAUCGCACAGAUUUCCAGUCACGUGAAGGCCAUCGACUCCAUCUAUCAAAGCACAGACUUUCAAGGCAUCCGCAACAUCAGCUUCAUGGUGAAAAGAAUCAGGAUCAACACAACCGAGGACACAAAAGACCCCUCAAACCCUUUCCGGUUUGCCAACAUCGGUGUGGAGAAAUUUCUAGAGCUCAACUCUGAGCAGAAUCACAACGAUUACUGCCUAGCCUACGUGUUCACAGACCGAGACUUUGAUGACGGAGUGUUGGGCCUGGCCUGGGUCGGGGCUCCUUCAGGAAGCUCUGGUGGGAUAUGUGAGAAGAACAAGGAAUACUCUGACAAGAAGCAAAAGUCUCUGAACACUGGCAUCAUCACAGUUCAGAACUACGCUUCACACGUUCCUCCUAAAGUCUCUCACAUCACCUUCGCUCACGAGGUCGGACACAAUUUUGGCUCUCCGCAUGACUCAGGAAUUGAAUGCACUCCAGGUGAGUCUAAGACUCAGGAUCUGAAAGAGAGAGGCAACUACAUCAUGUAUGCCAGAGCCACAUCGGGAGACAAGCACAACAAUAAUAAGUUCUCCAUCUGUAGCAUUCGUAACAUCAGCCAGGUGCUGGAAAGAAAGAGAUCCAUCUGCUUUGUCGAAUCUGGUCAUCCCAUCUGCGGUAAUGGUUUGGUUGAGGCUAAUGAGCAGUGUGACUGUGGAUACAGCGACCAGUGCAAAAACGAGUGCUGCUAUAGUGCCAAUGAGCAAGAUGGGGUGAAGUGUACACUGAAACCUACCGCUCGCUGCUGUCCAAGUCAGGGUCCAUGCUGCACAUCUCAAUGUGCCUUUUCCAGUAAGGAUACGAAGUGCAGGGAGGAUUCGGAGUGUGCUCUCAAGGGCAUGUGCAAUGGAAACACUGCCCAAUGCCCCACCUCAACACCCAAAGAAAACUUCACAGCCUGCCACGGAAAUACCCAAGUCUGCCUUAGUGGGAGUUGCUCUGGCUCUAUCUGUCAGAAGUACGGUCUGGAUGUUUGCACGUGUGCCAGCGAGGAAGGGAAAGACGACACAGAACUGUGUCACGUGUGCUGUAUGGAGAAGGGUCAACCCAAUACGUGCAGCAGCACUGGUUCAGAAAUAUGGGCCAAGUACUUUAAUGGAAGGAGCACUACGUUGCAGCCCGGCUCUCCUUGUAAUGAUUUCAAAGGUUACUGUGAUGUGUUCAUGAAGUGCAGGCUGGUGGAUGCUGACGGUCCUCUGGCCAGACUUAAGAAGGCCAUCUUUGACCCUGAGCUUUAUACAAGCAUCGCCCAGUGGAUAGUGAAGCACUGGUGGGCUGUGCUGUUAAUGGGCAUUGCUCUCAUCAUGCUGAUGGCUGGAUUCAUCAAGAUCUGCAGUGUGCACACACCUAGUAGCAACCCUAAACUGCCCCCACCCAAACCCCUUCCAGGCACACUGAAGAGAAGAAGAGCCCAGCACCCCACUGCACAGACCCAGCCACAGCGUCACCAGCGCCAGCAGAGAGAGAACUAUCAGAUGGGUCAGCUGCAACGCUGAGUCGGCCUCCUCAUUGCCUUGGUUCUUUCUAGUGCCUACAGUGGGAAACACUUCACUCCAAAGAGUUACCUGAAUCAAUCAAUGGGCUCCGUCUGCAAACUAAGAAACUGGCAAUGACACAAAAUACCACGUGGACUUCACAGGACUAUACUUAAAAAAAAAAAAAAAAAGUUUGUAUGAAACCACUGCUCUGGGAGCCAGCAAAGCUUUUGUUGCUUAACUCAAAGAAAUGUCAGAAGCUAGUGAUGAGCAAGAGGACAAGAUGUUAUGUUUUUUCACUUAUCAAUUGUUUUUCCUCAGCCUACUCCUCAGCUCUCCCCAUAUCGGAAUUAGUUUGUUCUUACUCCCUUUUUGGAAUUGGCACCCUCCUGUGGAGAUGAGCGUGAUGUCACAUGAGUGUUUUGCCAAUCAAGGCUAGACUGAAAGAAAUCUUUGCAGAGACUCGUAUAGCAAUGUAGAGAUGUUUUAAAAAAGGUUAAGAAGCGUUUUUCAUUCAAUCAUACUUAUUGUCUCUUUGGGUGCAGUUGUACAGAUAUCACAGUAUACAGUUGGGGUUUCUCAGACAUGAUGCUGUUGGAUAAUGAUUAUUAGAAUGUUAUGACUGACACUCAGGAUUCUGUUGGUGAAACACCUUUUACUAGAUGCGCUUUGGUCAAAAAGAUUUAUUUGGUUUGCAUGCCUAUUUUUCCCCCAGUUUCUUUUGAUUGGUUGCUUUAAUAUCAUUUCAUAACAAACACGAGCUAAAGAGCUGCAUUUUUGCAUUUAUGUAUUGUACUGGAAACAGACUCGAGAGAAGUUAAGCACAACAUCACAGAAGGGUUUUGUUUUAAUACAUACAAUAUGUACAAUUUUGCAAUAGGAUGUAGGUAACAGAACAGUGUUUACAUCAUGGAAAUGGUGGCCGAUACACACACCAAUCAAUAUUUAUUCAAAGGAAUUUUCUUACAAUUUUCAGUCAUUAUCUCUAUUAUAGCUGACAAUAAGACAAUGUCCAUCUUGCCUGUAUAGUGUCAGCCAGCCAUGUAAAUGAAUAUUCUGUUUCUGGUUUUGCAUACAGAAUCGUAAUCAUUUUUUAACACAGAAACACUACUGGCUGUUUAGUCCAGGUUGAAUAUCUGUCAUUUGUUACUGUUCCAGCCCUGGUACAUGUGAGUGUUGAUUGGUCUUUCUGUAGGUCUGAGAGGAAACCGUUUUAAUUUUUUUAUCUCUAAAUGUGCUUUUAGAGUUUUGUCUUCUCUGUGUGUCUCUUACACAGUUAGAGAGUUGAACCGUAUGUGCUUCACAGAGCAGUUGUCAUUCAAUUUUGUACCUCAACAGACAAAAACAUCCUUAUUCUUUUAAGUAUUAUGUUAUUCUGUAACAUGUUCAAAAGUCUGUCCUCUCAAACAAAUCAUUUGACCUGCAUUUAACAGGUCCUACCAAAUACAUUGAUAAUCUGCUUUUGUUUUCUUUAGAAAAAAGAAUCGCUUUUCUCUGUCUCUCUUUAAAUGUUGAUGGGAGAGGGAGUUUUAAGGAGCUUGAACUGCAGUUGGCUUCAAGAGUGAUGCAUAAUUUCUGUUAUUCUGUGGUAGGGGGUUUGGGUGGAUUUGGCCUAGGAAUUUGAAUGAUUUUGAAAUGAUUUACAUUGUUUUGCUUGUCUCGCUUUAAGUUUAUAAGUACAGUGCACUGAUACACAUGCAUGGUGUGCGGAUACAGAAUAUGAUACAUAAGAUGGAUAAAAUGUCUAAUACUACUGUUUAAUUUUAAUGUCCGCUGUGUUUUAUACAGUAAUGUAUAUUUUCUUUCUUUAUCUUGCUUUGCUUUAUUUUUGUUUUUUUCCUCUCUUCUAUUUGGGCUGACUUUUGAAACUUUUUAAUAAAUACUUUAAUAAAUACUUUGCAAAGAAGUAUUGAGCAACAUGUAAUUUUUGAAGUACUUGAAAUGCAUUAAUAAAAUAGCCUUGAUCAAAAGCUCCUCUUAUUACUUGUUCAA